Drosophila innubila is the source of this 3525-nucleotide messenger RNA. RefSeq names its product N-alpha-acetyltransferase 15, NatA auxiliary subunit (gene Naa15-16). The transcript has 6 exons. The record is from RefSeq and is a predicted model, not a curated record. Gene Ontology annotation, biological process: N-terminal peptidyl-methionine acetylation. Gene Ontology annotation, molecular function: protein-N-terminal amino-acid acetyltransferase activity; protein binding. NCBI's taxonomy places the organism in Eukaryota, Metazoa, Arthropoda, Insecta, Diptera, Drosophilidae. The coding region runs from base 316 to 3012 and encodes 898 amino acids. Gene Ontology annotation, cellular component: cytoplasm; NatA complex.
AUAUUGCGUUGAUGUUGCUGUCUCACCGUCAAGACGAAACUUUGCUCGUGCUUGCGGUGUAUUUUACCCAACGAAAAUAUAUAUAUAUAUAUAUUUAACGCCGUGUGUGUGUGUUUUUUUUUGUGCAUGUGCCUGGGCAAAAAAAAUUCGUUUCACACGCUGCAGUAAUUACAUUAAAAUAACGUGUGCUAUUCCCUCUUAGCGAACGGCGGAAGCAUUUUCAAUCCGGUGCAAAACUCAGCAGCUGAAUAAGCGGCCGAACAAGAAGAAGAAGAAGCAGAGCAGUAGCAGUAGUAGAAGCAGUAAAUUGAGAAGAUGCCUUCCAGCGAUCCACUGCCGCAAAAGGAGGCUGCGCUCUUUCGUAAAUUAUUGAAAUGCUACGAAAUGAAGCAGUACAAAAACGGCCUGAAGCUGGCUAAGCAGAUACUCUCAAAUCCCAAGUAUGCGGAACAUGGUGAGACUCUGGCCAUGAAGGGAUUAACCCUCAAUGGUUUGGGCCGUCGGGAGGAGGCCUACAAGUAUGUGCGUCUGGGUUUGCGGAGAGAUCUUCGCUCCCAUGUCUGCUGGCAUGUGUAUGGACUGCUGCAGCGCAGUGAUAAGAAGUACGAUGAGGCCAUUAAAUGUUAUCGCAAUGCCUUGAAAUGGGAGAAGGAUAAUCUGCAGAUAUUGAAGGAUCUGUCGCUGCUGCAAAUACAGAUGCGUGAUCGCGAGGGCUACAAGGAGACGCGUCAUCAUCUGUUCACGCUGCGUCCCUCGCAGCAUGCCUCCUGGAUUGGGUUUGCCAUGAGCUAUCAUCUGCUCGGUGACUAUGAGAUGGCCAACAACAUUCUAGAGACAUUUAGCCAGUCCCAGACCUCAAUUGAGGCCCAUGACUAUCGUCAUUCGGAGCUGCUGCUUUACCAGAACCAGAUACUCAUCGAAUCGUCGCAUCUGCAACAGGCUCUGGAUCAUCUGCUCAAGUAUGAGGCGCAAAUUGUUGAUAAGUUGGCUGUCCGCGAAACCGUCGGUGAUUUGUACAUUAAACUGGAGCAGCAGGAGAAGGCGGUGCCUAUUUUUGAGGCCCUCAUCCGUCGCAAUCCGGAGAAUGUGCUCUACUAUGAGCAAUAUAUGGCUGCACGUCGUGUCACCGCUUCCAGCGAUAUUGUUGCCGUCUAUCGCGAGUUCCAGUCGCAAUAUCCACGCGCACUUUGUCCACGUCGCCUGCCCCUGGACAUUGCCAGCGGUGCGGAGUUCCGUCAGGUGGCCGAUGAGUAUCUGCGUCGUGGUCUGCGCAAGGGCAUUCCCCCGCUCUUUGUCAAUGUGCGCAGUCUGCAUCAGGAUGCGGAGAAGGCCGCCGUCAUUGAGUCCCUGACGCUGCAGUACUUUGAGAAUCUGACACGUUCGGGUCACUUUUCACGCGAGGAUGCGGACGCGGGUGUGACCGUUGAGCCGGCAUCGGCACUGGUCUGGACCGCAUUAUUCCUGGCUCAACAUUAUGAUUAUAUGCGCGACACGGAUCGUGCCUUGGAGUACAUUAAUGCGGCGAUCGAUCACACGCCCACGCUCAUCGAGCUGCUCAUCACGAAGGGACGCAUCUUCAAGCAUGCCGGCGAUCCCGUCGAGGCGUACGUUUGGCUCGAGGAGGCACAGAGCAUGGACACCGCCGAUCGGUACAUCAACUCGAAGUGCGCCAAGUAUAUGCUGCGUGCCAAUAUGGUGAUUGAGGCUGAGGAAAUCUGUGCGAAAUUCACCCGGGAAGGCGUCUCGGCCAUGGACAAUCUGAAUGAGAUGCAGUGCAUGUGGUUCCAGACGGAAUGCGCAUUGGCCUAUCAACGAAUGUCGCGUUGGGGCGAGGCGUUAAAGAAGUGCCACGAAGUGGAUCGUCAUUUUGCUGAAAUCAUUGAGGAUCAAUUUGAUUUUCAUACCUAUUGCAUGCGCAAGAUGACACUGCGUGCCUAUGUGGGAUUACUUCGUCUCGAGGAUGUGCUGCGUCGUCAUCCGUUCUACUCGAAGGCUGCCAAGUGUGCCAUCGAAGUCUACAUUCGUCUGUAUGACAAGCCUCUGGCAUCGGAGACGACCAUUGAGGAAAUUGAUAUCGAGAACCUGCCGCCAUCGGAGCUGAAGAAGCUGCGCAGUAAACAGCGCAAGGCGAAGAAGAAAGCCGAGUUGGAGAGCGCACAGGCAGCGCAGGCGCAGGUGAAGCGGGAACAGCAUCAGAAAUCGAAGCAGCAGGCGAAUCAGGAGACGGAUCCCGAUGCACCACAAUUGGAUGAGCUAAUACCGGAGAAAUUGGAGCGCACCGAUGAGCCGCUUGAGAAGGCGAUUGAAUUUUUGAAACCGCUGCAGGAAUUAGCCAAAGAGCGCAUCGAUACGCAUUUACUGGCCUUUGAGGUGUAUUAUCGAAAGAAUAAGCUAUUGUUAAUGAUACAAUCGAUACGACGUGUCCGAUCAUUGGAUCCGACACAUCCGGAGCUACACAGCUGCAUAAUACGCUUCAUGAUGGCCUUGGAUAUGGCCAGGAAAUAUGAGGAACCAUUCAAUCCCCAUGUGCAGCAGGUGCUCGACAAGGCCAUUAAAGAACUGAUAGGCUUCAAGACGCCACAGGAGCUGAACGAUGAAUUCAUUGCCAAGCAUCAUACAUCUUCCAUAAUGCAUUUAUAUGAAGCCGCUCGUGGUCUCUACGCACUCGAUGCUAGCAAAAGAGAUGCGGCCAUUAAGCUCAUCACUGACUUCAAUCUGAGCAAGAUGCGAUUAGAGGAGGCCACUAAGAUCUACACGGCGUUGCGGGACGGCGAUGUGUUCGGCGACUGCGAGAAGGAGGCGGAUGAAUACAAGUUAAAGUGUCAGGAGCGUUUCCAGUAUGCGCGCAUCUUUCGCAAUAUCGAGGAGCUGGAGGCACAGCUGCAGGAGAAGGAGGCAGCCAAGCUGCGUGCCGAGGAGGAGCAACAGCAAUUGAAUCAUUUAGAUUCAAAUGAAACAACAACAUCGGCGGCGGCGUCAGCAACACCAGCGUCGAUUGUAGCAGCGUCUUAGAAUCAACUAAGCAAGCAACAUGACUGCAACAACAGCAACAACAACCAGAAACCUUACAACAAUAACUAUAAUUAUAACAACAACAAAAGCAACAACAUUAUGCCUAACUCUAGGAAGAACAACAACUACAAACAGAACAGCAAUAACAAUAAACAAACACUAUUCACUACAAAAAGAACAAGAUAACAAAACAGCAACUUGAAAUGGAGCUGGAAUAUCUCGUUCCGAAUCCUCUGGGGGUCUUUCCUUAAAAAGAUUUUUCCAGUUUUUUAAAACAACAAAUCAUCAAACAUUGUGAAGUGAAAGAGAGCGAGAAUGCAUGGAGAGAGCGAGAGCGAGCCAACAGAAUUAGUUACAGCGAGCAAGACGGCAACAUGCUUCACAUGAGACGCAGACAAUGACACACACACACACACACAAACAAACACACAAACACACACACACACACACAUACAUAUAUACUAUGUAUAGUUAAAGAAUGAAUCAAAGAAAGCAGGAAAGCAAAAGCUUCAA